Molecule: messenger RNA, 3816 nt
Organism: Diplodia corticola
Lineage: Eukaryota; Fungi; Ascomycota; Dothideomycetes; Botryosphaeriales; Botryosphaeriaceae
Product: meiotically up-regulated protein
Exons: 4
Coding region: 1-3816 (1271 amino acids)
Molecular function (GO): lipid binding
Source: RefSeq, a predicted model, not a curated record
AUGGACGCUCGCGACGACACCGAGCCGUCUAGACGCGACUACAAGGCCCCGUACACCACCCACCAUCCCGUUCCGACCAUCGGCCGCUACCGCGAGGAGAAGGCGCAGCGCGAGACCCAAUACGCCACUCCCACCUCCAGCCAGGACGACCCAGGAUGGACCGAGCGAGCUGCAGGUACCGCAAAGGCAUACUGGAAGGGCGAGAGGCCUCAGGCUGAGCCCGCUGGCUCCAGUACCUCUGCCCAGCCGUACCCAAGCCAGAACAAGAACUUGAUCGAACGGGACGAUGAUCAGGCUCUGCCACAGCAUCAGGGCCGUGAUGAGGAGCCAAUGGACCCCGCACACGACUCUGCUGUUCAGAAAGACGGUGAAGGCGGUGGAGACGUUGCCGAGGACACGUCCGAGGAUAUCAUGGCCACGAAAGAUGCCAGAGAGCGCCGGAAGCUGAUGAAAAAGAAGAGCGACGACCCGACCAAGCGGACUGUGACUGACCCGGUCACCCACCUGCCCAUCACCAUCCACGAUUUCACCAAGAAUGACCUCAAGACUGCCCCUCAAAACGAACCAGCCGCAGGCACCCACCGACGCACCGCUACUGGCACCAGCGCCAAGGACAAGGACGACGACGAUCUCCACGAAGAAGUCACUGAGAGCCAGGCCUGCCACUCGGGAAUGGAAAUGCUCUUCCCGCCGCCGGCGUUCGACAACAUACGCGUAGAGCUGACGGAAAUCUACAAAACCGCUGCCACGGCUGGCUUGUCUCUGGUCGUGGGCCUGACCUCCUUGUUGCUAGCUCUGGCGAAGCUCUUCAUCCGUUCAGAUUUCGGCCUCCAAGUGGCCGUUCCCGUCAUUCUGCUCGCAACAGCAGGCACAGGAGCCGCGAUCAUAUGGGCGAUGCGCGACUGGGUCGACAAAAAGGUUUCAGAUCUGUGGGAUGACGAGAUGUGGGAGGCCGAAAGGCAGAGGGGGAAAGAGCUCGCCAAAGCUGAAAUGCCCGAGUCAACUCAGUGGCUCAACUCCCUUCUUGCGUCCAUUUGGCCCCUUGUAAAUCCGGACCUUUUCACUAGCUUGGUCGACACUCUCGAGGAUGUCAUGCAAGCAAGUUUGCCUAAGGUCGUAAGAAUGGUCAGCGUGGAUGACCUCGGCCAAGGGAGCGAGUCUGUCCGCAUCCUAGGCGUUCGAUGGCUACCAACUGGUGCUGCUGGGAUGUCCGUGUCGCAAAAUGGGAAGCUGAAGGGCAACGGAGACUCGAAGAACAGCGACCGCACUGUUCCUGGCGAGGGAGAAGAACAGGGUGUCCAACGUGACAAGGGCAACCAAGAGAAGAGCCCGGAGAAGUUGCAGGACGAUGAAAACAUCGGCGAAGGUAUGGAGGCCGAGGAAGGUGAUUUCGUAAACGUGGAGAUCGCGUUCUCAUACCGCGCGCGAACUGUUCACCGUGGAAUCCGGGACCGGGCCAAAAACAUGCAUCUUUACUUAGCUUUCUAUCUCCCAGGCAAUCUUCGACUGCCUGUCUGGGUCGAGUUGCACGGGAUCGUCGGAACUAUGCGCUUGAGACUUCAGCUUUGCCCGGACCCACCCUUCUUCAGUCUCUGCACCCUGACGUUUCUGGGACAGCCGAAGGUUUCCGUCUCUUGUAUACCGCUCACCCAACGCGGGCUCAACAUCAUGGAUCUACCUCUGAUAUCCAACUUCGUUCAAAGUUCCAUAGACGCUGCCAUGGCCGAAUAUGUCGCGCCGAAGUCCCUCACGCUUGACUUGAAGGAUAUGCUCAUGGGCGACGACUUCAAGAAAGACACGGCUGCUCGUGGAGUCAUUAUGGUCCGGAUCAUCCGCGCUUUUGAUUUCAAGGAAGGCGAUGCUGGGUUCUUAUGGAAGAAGGGCUCGACGGACGGUUACGUAUCGGUGGGUUGGGCCAAGUUCAGUAAGCCUUUGUGGUCAACACGGAUUAUUCAGUCGGAGAUGGAGCCAGUUUGGGAUGAGACAGCGUUUGUGCUGGUGACCGCAGACGAGUUGAACGUUGACGAACGUCUACGUAUCCAGCUGUGGGACUCUGACCGCACUACCGCCGACGAUGAUCUGGGAAGGAUCGAAGUGGACAUUAAGCAGUUGAUGCGGUCGCCUGAAAGCCGUGGCAAGAUGAUGGAUAGAGUAGAUGGCUUCAAAGCUCUCACUGCUGGUGAAUCCAUGCCAGGGAGGUUAGAGUGGAGCGUCGGAUAUUUCCCGAAAGUUCGCGUGCUCGACUCUCAAUUGGCCCAGCAGCAAGCGGACCCCGAGAUUAACUCUGUGGAUCAACUGAAACAGAUUGCUGAUGAAGAAAGCGAGCGAAAGCUUCGCGAAUCCAAGAAGGACGAAUCUGCUGAACUCGAGCAACAGAAAGCCCAAGACUUUAAGGAGAGGCAAGACCAGCUGCUCAUAUCGUCCCCUCCACCCCAGGAAUAUCCGAGUGGCAUCCUCUCGAUCACCAUCCAUCAGAUCACAGGACUUGAGCUCGAGCCUAUCAACAAGAACAAAGCUAGCAAACAUGAGGCAGAGAGUGACGAAGAGCAAGAGGGGGAUGAUUUGCCAAGCUCGUACUGUACCAUCAUCAUCAACCAUGGGAAGGUUUUCCGGACGAGGACGAAGCCUAAAAACUCACAGCCUUUUUUCAACGCUGGCUGCGAGCGCUUUCUCCGCGACUGGAGAAAUACCGACGUCCACAUUUCAGUGCGAGAUUCUAGAGUCCACGAAGAUGACGCACUUCUGGGGAUUGUGUAUCUACCUCUGGGCAGGGUCCUCGCGAAACGGUCUCAAGUCAACGCUUUCUUCCCGUUAUCCGGCGGCGUUGGGUAUGGCCGUGCUCGUGUCUCCAUGGUUUUCCGCUCAGUCCAUCUACAAGCGCCACGAAACAUCCUUGGCUGGGACUACGGCACCCUGGAAGUUGCCCCGGAGACAGAAUCGACAGAUCUUCCUCCAGACUUCAAGAACCUACGCUUGAAAGUCCGGACGAAUCUUGGGCGUGGCAAAAUGUACAACUCUGGCCUAGGUACCGGCGAAAACCAACAGCUACACUCCAACGACACGUGGAGGAGCAGGCGGUCCAGACCACUCAAGCUCGCGGUUCGCAGGCGCUAUGCCAGCCCUGUCAUCGUGGAAUUCAAGAAGCCGAAAUCUGUGCUGGAUGGAUUGCAGGCUUACGGCGUCUUUUGGCUCAAGGACAUACCGGACAACGAGGAGCAAACCAUCACCGUCUCCAUGUGGAAGAAUGGCGACAUGAAGCAUGCGUUGACGUGUUCCGCUGACGAAGUGCGGGGAGCGACAAAGGUUGGGACAGUGACCCUCCGUGUUACAUUCUGGAACGGCUUGUCCGGCUAUCAUAUCCCGUUGGCUUCCAAGGAUCCGAACAUCGCGCAGGUCAUGGAAGUAUUAGACACGGCCCAUGACAAUGACGAGAUGGAUUUCGACGUCGGCGACGGUGGCAGCUCGAGCAGUAGUAGUUCUUCGAGCAGUGACGACAGCGAGGACGAAAGCGACUACAAUAAGAACAAGGAUGGCGACGUAACACCCACAACGUCUGCCAGCCGAGGAAGUGGCGACAGCGUCCGCAGCGGCAGAUCGGACCGCCUCAGCAAGAAUGGCAAGAGAGGCCUGGCGGCGUCGGUGAAGGAGUACAAGAAGCACAGGAAGCAGUUGCACCGAAGUAAUCGCGGCAUGAUGCAGUGGAAGGGACCAAGGACAUUGCAGUGGAUGAAACACAAGGUUGAGCAUGGAGAGCAGAGAGUUGAAAGUCUGUUCAAGCAUCGAGAGCGUGAGCCUGGCAUCGAAACUGAGGUCUAA